This is a messenger RNA of Zeugodacus cucurbitae (melon fly), 1186 nucleotides long. RefSeq names its product trypsin-1. The record is from RefSeq and is a predicted model, not a curated record. Gene Ontology annotation, biological process: proteolysis. NCBI's taxonomy places the organism in Eukaryota, Metazoa, Arthropoda, Insecta, Diptera, Tephritidae. Gene Ontology annotation, molecular function: serine-type endopeptidase activity. The transcript has 2 exons. The coding region runs from base 327 to 1076 and encodes 249 amino acids.
AAUGCCUUCAUAGGCGACCCACUGGCUUCACCAGUUGUAAGCGCGUAAUCCUACCAACAUUUAUGAGUUAUCAUGCGCUGCGAACCGCCUAUACGACGCACUAGGGUACCCGGUAGUCAUUGAACCCUGCCUUUGGUGUGUGCAAAAUUUCUGACCUAAUUUGCACACACAGCUGGGUGCUAAUUUCACAGCGCUACACUUGGCCUCAUUCCCGUCGAGGCGAAUUCGAGUACUAUAUAAGCCGCUUGCUUUCUUUGGUUAGAGCAUAGUUUACUUGAAGUCUUAUCGAGUGUCUUUUGGAAACCAUUCUUCAAUUUCAACCGAAAAUGUUCUUCCUGUUCAUCUUCGUCAGCCUCGGCGCAAUCGCCAUAGAACCUGCCACCGCCGGUACGCGUAUAAUAGGUGGCAACUUUGCGUUGGCCGGCCAGUUUCCACAUCAGGUCUCCUUACAACUGCGUGGACGUCAUCACUGUGGUGGCUCACUCAUAUCGCCAACCAUGAUUGUCACUGCUGCGCAUUGCACGAUCGGUCAGACUCCUUCCCAAAUGCGUGUCAUUGCCGGUACUGCGGAUCUGCUUGCCGGUGACGGCAAGUCCUUUGGCAUUGCCAAGUUCAUCAUACAUCCACAAUACAAUUCACAAACGCAGGAUUACGAUCUCUCACUCAUACAAUUGAGCUCGCCCGUGACGCUGGAUGAUAAUAUCGGCGUUAUUGGACUGGCUGAUAUGGAGGCGAAUCAUGCAGCUGAUACGGUUGCCACAAUCAGCGGUUAUGGCGCCAUCAAUGGUAAUCUGGAGCUGCCCAAUCGCUUGAAGUAUGCACGUGUGCAGUUGUGGAGUCGUGACUUCUGCAAUCCGAAGAACAUUCCCGGUAUUACGGAUCGUAUGAUCUGUGCUGGUCAUCCAAGUGGUCAAGUGAGCGCCUGCCAAGGCGAUUCUGGCGGUCCAUUGACCGUAGAUAACAAACUCUUCGGUGUCGUUUCGUGGGGCUUUGGUUGUGGCGCAGCUGGUAAACCGGCUAUGUAUACUUACGUCGGUGCCCUGCGCUCUUGGAUCAAACAGAACUCUGGCGUUUGAUGUGAAUCAGGACAAUUGGUAGGAGAAAAUAGAAACGGAAGCGUUGAAGAACAAUUAAAGUAUUAAUUAGAAAUGAGAAAAAUAAAGUGCUAAUUUCAAAAAUAUAAUAA